CGAUCAGCUGAUCGUAUUUCGUUAUUUCGUUACAAACUGAUCAACUAUAUUAUCAUUCACACCAUCAGGAAGAGGUUAAGUUUACCUGCAUAAAUUAAAACGAUAAAUGAAAAGAUAUGAUCUAAAUACAGUAAUAGCGGUGAAUUAAAAAAUACAAUGGGUCAAACUUUAUGCGAACCCGUGACAACUAAAAAAUCAGCAUGUUGCCGAAAUUACAAUUACCAUGUGGGUAGUUCUUGUAUGCAAGGAUGGCGGAUUAAAAUGGAAGAUUGUCAUGUGCAUAUCCUCUCUCUUCCAGAUGACCCAGGCACUGCUUUUUUUGCAGUAUACGAUGGUCAUGGAGGUGCAGCGAUAGCUCAACAUGCUGGAAAGUAUCUUCAUCAAUACAUCACCAAGCGAAGUGAGUAUAAGGCAGGAAAUAUUGUCCAGGCUAUGCAACGAGGUUUCUUGGAAUUAGAUAAAGCAAUGCAAAGUGAUGCAGUACUUAGAGAAGAACAAUCAGGAACUACUGUUAUCGCAUUGCUCAUCAAAGAUAAUAUUUUGUAUAGUGCUAAUGCAGGCGACAGCAGAGCAGUAGCAAGCAUUAACGGAAAUGCAGUUCCACUUAGUCGAGAUCAUAAACCUACAUUGAAAGACGAACGUGAUAGAAUUGAGGCUGCAGGUGGUUGGGUCGAAUUCAAUCGCGUUAAUGGUCACCUUGCUUUAUCCCGUGCUCUUGGAGACUUCAUGUUUAAACGUAACAAUUACUUGUCACCGCAAAAACAGAUCGUAACAGCUUUUCCUGAAGUUCAACAAUUUCCUAUAACAGAAGAUUGGGAAUUUGUUGUCUUAGCAUGUGAUGGAAUUUGGGAUGUAAUGACGAGCGAGGAAGUAGUAAAUUUUAUAAGGUCUCGCUUAACUUGGUCAAAAGUUGUAGGAAAUGAAAUGGAAGGUGUUAUGGAUCCUGAAGAAAUAUGCGAAGAAUUAAUGAAUUGCUGUCUUGCACCCGAUGCUUUAAUGGGUACUGGAUGCGACAAUAUGACAGUUGUAUUAGUGUGCUUUCUUCACGGAAAACCAUAUGCACAUCUUAUUUCACGCUGUCAAAAAUCUAGUACAAAUUCUUAGUCAUUUAUAAAUUGGUAUAUUGACAUUUCCUCCUUUUCUUUAUCUUUCUCACUGUAACAAUCGUUAUUUUUUUGAACUAUCUUUACUGUCAUUAUUAUCUUAUGACGCAAUUUCUUUAUCACACCAUAAGAGAGUGUUAAUUAAGGAAGUAUUGAUGUUACGAAGUGGGGAUGAAAAAACGAAAAGAUCGAAUUUUUAAGUAUAAGCAUCUUUCAUUUUUUUUGUGAAAAAUUUAGAGGCCUCUGUUGUAGAUAUAUUAAUAGAUCUAUUUAAAUAACUAUAAAAUUUACUAAUUGUUUUUAUAAAAACAUUAUCUCUGAUUUUAAUGUAAAUUUAAUGUCUUGAAAUUAUGCUUUCCAUGUGUAAACAUAUGAAUUCCAUUAUGUACACAAUUAUGGAUUCUUCAGGCCACACCUUUGGAAAACAGGCCGCACAGCAGCUCAAUUAUAAGCUUUUAUUUACAAUCUGAAGAAUGGACGAGAAAUAUUCUAAUAUAAUUUGAAUAACAAUCACAAUAAAAGAUU
Polistes canadensis is the source of this 1628-nucleotide messenger RNA. RefSeq names its product probable protein phosphatase 2C T23F11.1. The record is from RefSeq and is a predicted model, not a curated record. The coding region runs from base 157 to 1104 and encodes 315 amino acids. The transcript is spliced from 6 exons. Lineage: Eukaryota; Metazoa; Arthropoda; Insecta; Hymenoptera; Vespidae. Gene Ontology annotation, molecular function: cation binding; protein serine/threonine phosphatase activity. Gene Ontology annotation, biological process: protein dephosphorylation.